AUGUCAUCAUCUGCGAAAAUCUACUCGGUUAAGUCGGCGGCCAGCGGUAUGAAUAAAAAUGUUGCCGCCUACCGUGCCACACCUCUGAGCACUCGACAAAUCCUCGCCGCAACCGUAACCCUUUCGAUUUUCUCAUUUCUCUACCUGGUUUUUGCUCAAAAACACGCGUUGCUUUUUUAUAUCAUGACUGGCCUAAUCGGGGUCUACAUUCUUUUUGUGUAUGCGUCUGGAAUUGGUGCGGUACUGUAUAUGGUGGCCAGAGAGUAUCCGGAAGACGAGUUUGAUUGUAAAUCCAGCAGUUCCAGUAGUCGAGAGAUGGAGGAGUCGAAAUUUUAA
This is a messenger RNA of Caenorhabditis briggsae, 336 nucleotides long. Bases 1 to 336 code for a protein of 111 amino acids. The transcript has 3 exons. Lineage: Eukaryota; Metazoa; Nematoda; Chromadorea; Rhabditida; Rhabditidae. The record is from RefSeq and is a predicted model, not a curated record.